AUGCACUGUCGCAACAAUCGGAGCCACUCAGGCUGCAACACCAGUGCCUCAGACUCUUAUCCGGACAGGGGAGGAUGUGGAUGCCAUAGUCUGGUUUCAUUGCUGCGGCUCUUGAAAGUCUCCACACUUCUGUGUCUCAGCCCUGUUCUUGCCUACGGAAAAGGGGAAAAUGGAAACUCGAACUUUGAUGUUUUCGAUUACAUCGACCCGUUUAUUGGCACAUCCGACGGAGGGCAUUCAUUCCCUGGUGCAACAUUGCCAUUUGGCAUGGUCAAAGCCGUAGCAGACACAGACGGAGCGAACCAAGGAGGCUUCGCGUCCGACGCAUCGUUCGUCACUGGCUUUUCACAUACACAUGAUUCCGGAACAGGUGGUCCCGGAUCGAUGGGAAACUUCCCUAUAUUCAUCCACCCCGCCUGUCCGGAUGAUAAUCUCACGAAAUGCAGUUGGCAAGAAUCAGAUAGAUCCGUUAGAUGGGACCGCGAAUCGACCAAAGCCCAGCCAGGGUUCUUUAGCAUCUCGUUGAACAACGGUGUCCAUGCGGAAAUGACCGUGACGAACCAUUCUGCUCUAUAUAGAUUCAGCUUUCCAGAGGCUGCUCCUGACUCCCUCAAUCCGGUUGUCCUAGUGGAUAUGGCUGACCUUCAUCAUUCACGACAUAACGGCACGACAUCGGUAGACCCACACACUGGUCGAUUUACUGGGAGUGCGACCUUCGAACCUAGCUACGGGGUUGGAACAUACAGAGUUCAUUUUUGUGCUGAUUUUCAUGGUCCUAGUAUUCGCGAUACUGGCAUUUGGCUGGAUGAUGAGGUCAGGCCGGGUAAAAACACAGUGUCACUCAACGCUAGUGGUUCAGGAGGAGCGUUUGCUCGAUUCACUCCACCUCAGGCGAAUGGCACGAUGGAUGUACGAGUUGGAAUCAGUUUUAUCAGUGCUACACAAGCCUGUUCCAAUGCGGAAAAGGAGCAGCCUAACUUUGACUUUGAAGAUACCGUGGCGAGAGCUAACGCUGCGUGGAAGGAGAAGAUGGGUGUCAUCAGUCUUGACACUUCUGGUGUUUCCACGGAGCUUCAAACUGUCUUUUGGAGUGGUAUAUAUCGUACCAUGAUCAGUCCACAGGACUAUACUGGGGAAAACCCAUUAUGGAAAAGUGACGAGCCUUAUUAUGAUAGUUUUUACUGUAUCUGGGAUUCAUUCCGUGGUAUCCAUCAAUUGAUCACACUGGUGGAUCCCCUUUCCCAGUCUCGAAUGGUUCGAAGUCUUGUAGACAUCUAUCGUCACGAAGGUUAUCUCCCUGACUGUCGGAUGUCUUUUUGUAAAGGUUUGACGCAGGGAGGGUCUAAUGCCGAUGUUCUCAUUGCCGAGGCCUAUCUCAAGGGCAUUCCCGACGUGGAUUGGGACACUGCCUACAGGGCUGUGGUGAAGGAUGCUGAAGUCGAGCCUGAGAACUUUAAUGUGGAAGGUCGUGGCAGCCUUCAGAGCUGGAAGUCACUUGGAUAUAUCCCUAUCCAUGAUUCCAACACCACUGCCAAGGGACUUCGCACUCGCAGUAUAUCAAGAACCGUUGAAUAUGCAUAUGAUGACUUCUGUAUUGCACAGAUGGCAAAGUCCAUGGGCCAUGAUGGCGACUAUAAAAAGUAUAUGAAGCGUGCCACCAACUGGGAAAAUGUUUUCAAGCCUAACCAGACAUCUUCUUGGCGUGGUUCUAAUUUCACCGGAUUUCUUCAGCCCCGAAAUGCGGAUGGUACUUGGGCAUAUCAGGAUCCGAUGUUCUGCGGCCCAUACCUGCAACCCGAUGCGUGCCUUAUGGAUGAGAAUGCGAAGGAGACUUAUGAGGGCAGCUCUUGGCUUUAUACAUUCUACGUCCCUCAGGAUAUGGCCAAGUUGAUUAGGGCUCUCGGUGGGAGGUCCAAGUUCAUUGAUCGUCUGUCAUUCUUCCACGAUUCGGGUCUCCUUAAUAUGGGAAAUGAGCAAGCUUUCUUACCAGUUUUCCAAUUCCACUACGCUGGACGACCCGCCCUGUCCACGGAACGCGCACACUCAUAUAUCCCACGUCUAUUUAAUACAAGUGUUGGAGGCCUACCGGGAAAUGAUGACAGCGGAGCAAUGGGCGCCUUUGCCGUGUUCAGUAUGCUUGGUCUAUAUCCUGUGCACGGCCAGGACGUAUAUCUUAUCUCUGCGCCAUUUUUCAAGGAAGCAAGUAUCCGAAAUAGGAUCACAGGUAACGUUGCAACGAUUCGAAACAUCAAUUUUGAUCCGCUGUAUAAGUCUAUCUAUAUACAAAAUGUGACCCGGGACGGCAAACCGUGGACAAGGAAUUGGAUUGGCCAUGACUUUUUCAUCGAAGGCGGAACCCUUGAAAUUACAUUGGGCGAUAAGGAGAGCAACUGGGGCACAAGGAUCGAGGACCUACCCCCUAGUAUGAGCGAAUAUAGAUGGUGA
Aspergillus oryzae RIB40 is the source of this 2445-nucleotide messenger RNA. Its product is annotated as GH92 family glycosyl hydrolase. Gene Ontology annotation, biological process: protein quality control for misfolded or incompletely synthesized proteins; protein deglycosylation; carbohydrate metabolic process. Gene Ontology annotation, molecular function: carbohydrate binding; peptide-N4-(N-acetyl-beta-glucosaminyl)asparagine amidase activity. The transcript is spliced from 7 exons. Gene Ontology annotation, cellular component: cytosol; nucleus. The record is from RefSeq and is a predicted model, not a curated record. The coding region runs from base 1 to 2445 and encodes 814 amino acids. NCBI's taxonomy places the organism in Eukaryota, Fungi, Ascomycota, Eurotiomycetes, Eurotiales, Aspergillaceae.